Messenger RNA from Cicer arietinum (chickpea), 1721 nucleotides. RefSeq lists its product as uncharacterized. The record is from RefSeq and is a predicted model, not a curated record. NCBI's taxonomy places the organism in Eukaryota, Viridiplantae, Streptophyta, Magnoliopsida, Fabales, Fabaceae.
GCUAGAGACUGAUGCGCCGGUGUAUUUUAACUCGCUGUGCUGUGCUGUGCGGAAGCAUUCAUUACACACUCCACUCUCUUCUCCUUCUAAUUCACUACAACCAGAUAGCACCAUGGCCCAAGAACCCGAUAGCGAGAAUCUUAAUCAACAAACGCCCACUAUCCGACCCGUCGGCGGCACCGAAUACGGUUGGUGCAAAGCCGUUCCAGGCGGCACCGGCUCCACCGUCCUAAGUCUCCUUCUCUCUAAACCUCCACAAAUCCCUCUUCUCCAAAAUGCACUCCACAAACUCCAAAUUUCCCAUCCUAUCCUCCGCUCAAAGAUCCACUUCGACCACACAACCAACACUUUCCAAUUCGUAACACCCCCGAAUCCCAGCGUCCAAAUCCAAUCGUUCGAUCUCCAAUCAACCUCCCAAAUCCUCCAAUCCCAAACCAACGAUCUCAUCGACCCUUUCCACGCUCUACUCGAACACGAGAUGAACCGUGACACGUGGCGCGAUCCUAAGGAAGGAGACGCUGACGUUAUGUACGCCAGCAGUUACACGAUUAGCGAAGAACGGUUCGCGGUGUUUCUCCGUUUGCAUACGUCAUCGUGCGACCGUGCUGCGGCGGUUGCGCUGCUGAAGGAACUGUUGCGGCUUGUCGCUGGUAGAAAUGGCGGUGACGGAAGAGAAGCGAAGGUGAAUUUGGCGAUUGAGGAUCUGAUUCCUGAAGGGAAGACGAAUAAGCCGUUUUGGGCGCGUGGAUUGGACGUGCUUGGUUACUCGCUUAACGCGUUUAGGUUUUCGAAUUUGAGUUUUGUGAAUGUUGAUUCGCCACGAAGCUCUAGGAUGGUGAGGUUGCAACUGAAUGCUGAUGAAACUAUGAGCUUGUUAGCUGGAUGCAAAUCAAGAGGAAUUAAACUUUGUGGGGCACUUGCAGCAGCUGGAAUGAUUGCUGCAUGGACCUCAAAGCACCUUCCUGAUCAUCAAACAGAAAAGUAUGCUGUAGUAACACUCAUUGAUUGUCGCCCAAUUCUUGAUCCAGUACUUUCCAGCAACAAUUGUGGAUUUUACCAUUCUGCCAUUUUAAACACUCAUGAUGUGUGUGGAGAAACCUUAUGGGAGUUGGCGAAGAGAAGCUACACAUCCUUUGCAAAUGCUGUGAAGUGUAACAAGCAUUUUUCAGAUAUGUCUGACUUGAACUUCCUCAUGUGCAAAGCCAUAGAUAACCCUGGUUUGACCCCGUCGUCUUCCCUUAGAACUGCAUUGAUCUCUGUAUUUGAAGACCUUGUCGUUGAUGAUUCCACUGAAAUGCACGAAGAGCUUGGAUUGGUAGACUAUGUGGGUUGCUCUUCCGCCCAUGGUGUUGGCCCUUCGUUAGCCAUAUUUGACACCGUACGGAAUGGAAAAUUGGAUUGUGCUUGUAUAUAUCCUUCCCCGCUUCAUUCAAGAGAGCAAAUUCAAGGAAUAGUCGAUGAUAUGAAGAGAAUACUUGUGAAUGGUUGUAAAAGUGAAAAUCAAUAAGUUGAUCAACAAUUUAAUUAAGUCUGAGCAUGUGGGGAAAAUUUUAUUAAAUCAAUUCAUAAGUUUUGUUGCCUCUAUACAAGUGCAGAUUAUUUCUCUGCUCUGAAAUGGUUUAAAGAAAUGAGAGGUUUAUGUUAAACUCAGAAUUUGUUAUUGGUAAAAUGUGUUAUUUCCAUUGGAGAAUUCUCCUUUAAAUAUUGUUGUUACAGAAUGA